UUUUUCAGUGAUAACUGGGAAUAAUCUAGAUGUUUCUAGUAAUAAAUGGACUAUGGCAUAGAACUUGUUCGAAAAACUAUGCUAGUGGCCACACGCCUUUAUCUCAAUUCCCAAGUGAACCGGAAACAUCAGCAACUUACAUAGAAAAUUACCCUCAGAGGCUCAAUACCGCGAAAAUUCGGACAAAAAAAAAUCGUGUUUAUAGAAUAUUUACGUAAUCUCCAUUAUUGUCUGCUAUUAGACUUGUUUGAAGACUUAGCUUAAGUUGAUAAAAUUAAGUCCCAAAAAACGUUAGCAGGAUACAAUUAAUCAUUAUACGGAAGAUACAUGAUCAACAAGAUAUAACUAUAGCUAUAGCUGCUAAUUAUCGUUUGAGUUGCAGUUUCUAUCAAAUUUCGGAUUAUUUUUAUCAUAUUCACGGUUGAUUUUCUCAACAAAAAUCAGUCUGCUCUAUGAACACGCGGUGUGCUCAAUUUGGAAGUCUACUUUUUUUCUCCAUUACAACCGUUUCUCACAGUUUCUCAAACGAAGCUUACAAAAUUCACCACUAGAAGUCGUAACUGCGGCAACUAAGUAAGCGGUACACGUUUUCAUGUAAGUUACAUGAUGUAACCCAUCACUCCACUUAUAAAAAGCUUAUUUAAUUUGUCGAUACUAUAAGUAACAAAUCAUCAAUAUUAUCAAAUUAAGUGUUAAAACAGUGAUUAAAAGACGUUGAAAAGAGCAAAAUUUCUUGUCAGAAAGUUGUUAAUUAAUAGCAACCAAAGCCUAUCUUCGACGAUGCUGGCCAUGCUUUCAAGCCCGCCCAGCAUGGUCACUUCGUGCUUCUGAUAGUAAGUAAGUCAAGAGUACUGUAUUAAUUUAGAAAAAUAAACUCGGAUUUUUAUUUUAAACAUUAAAGCACUUGACUUGAGUCUAGCGUAUUGUACGUUUUAAUUCAACUGCUUGGUACUAAUUAGUGGUUUUAACAUUUAAUUAUAUUAUUACUUUUAUUAUUAUUACUGUUACUAAUGAAUUAAUAAUAAUAAUAAUAAUAUCGCUAUUAUUGUCAUUAUUUCAUUUUUUUUUUGUUUUUAAAAAUCAACAAGUAAAAAAAAAUAAUCAUUAUCAAGUUUCGACCUCGUGUUUUUAUCUUCCAACGAAGUUCAACAUGGCGACAACUCUAGCGAGUAGCACACAGGGCUGUAAUGAGGUGCCUGGGUGCCCAAGUGUUUCAUAUGCUAGUGUUUUAAAUCCAAAACACACUACCGAGUCACAACGUGCAACAAUCAAAGAAAAUAACAAAGAAAACAUUGACCAAAAAUGCUCUUCACAAUCAUUAUUAAAUCAUCCGAAAGAGCGUAUCAGAAUUCACUCACAAAAUUCAUCAGUUACGAAAAUAAAAUCACGUUCAAAAAGUUUUAAACGGCUCGGUAAUACAUCUGGAACAAAAAGUGAUAAAAAAUCUCAACAGCAAAUUCCUGAAAUGAAUGAAAAGAUUGAUAAUGGAAGUAAUAAGGAUGUUGAAAGCCGUGUAACAGAAGAAGAUAAACAAUUUAACAAUGUCAUUAGAGAUGGUGAGUUUAAAACUGUUGCACCGAAGUCAGCGCGGAGAAAAGAAAAGUUGGCAGAAAAAUAUGACAAAGAUCGGCAUUCUCGUCGAGAAAGACAUAGAGAUAGACAUCAUGAGAAACUUCAAAGUGACAGUAGUAGAAGCAAAGAAAGACCUCAUAAAGAUCGUCACUUAGGCGAGCAUUCUCUAAGCAGUAAAGAAGAGAAAUGUGUUCAAGAUGAGGAUAAUCAAGAAGGAAUAUCAGUUAAAUAUAUUGAAGCACCCUUGCCUGUUGUAAAUCCAUGGAUGAAGAGUAAGUCUAGCCAAACGAAAAUUCAUCAGCCAACUGUUCCACAAAUUUCUGUAAAUCCAGCAACUGAUCUAACCUAUAAUUCUUUACCAACGUAUCCUACAUCAAGACGCGCUGAAAAGAAAAAAGUUUUACAUCCUCAACUACAUCCAGGAAAAGUUGAGUAUAAUUUUAUCAAGAGUGUACCGUCAAUAGUCAAAGCCCCCAAGGACAGAAGAAAAUUCAACCAUAAGUCAAAAGUUUCUGUACCAACGGCUGGUGGUGUUGGGGAGAGGAAAGAAGACACUGUCAGCAUUACAGAAAAAGAUCAAAAUCACAAUCUUGAAGAUAGUGAUGGCAAUCAUAAUCCAGACAAUGACGCCAACGACAAGAAAAAAAAAUUGAAUAAACAGAAAUGGGUACCAUUGGAAAUUGACAUCACUAAAAGUCGAAGUCGAAGAGAUCGAUCACCAAAGCACUUAAGUCAGAGGGAAAAAAACCGAGACGAUGACGUAGGGAAAGAAAGAGAGCAAGAUAGGUUUCUUUAUGGCUUUAAAAAUGGACGUGGUGGUAGAAACUUCAGAAGUCGAGGCAAAGGCCGUAUUACUUCCCGAACAGAAGGAUUCAGACCACGACAAGAAAUCGACUACUCAGAGCAUUCAGCUGAUUUUACACAGAUGAAGCAGUUUAAUCAGGUAGAUUCGUCUUACAUGAUGCCAUACAUGGGAACUCUCUACUUCAACAACACAAAUUAUGUGAAUUUAGACUCUACAACAUUAAAAGACUAUAUUCGAAAGCAAAUCGAAUAUUAUUUUAGUGAAGAAAAUCUAAUGCGAGAUUUUUUCAUGCGUCGUAAAAUGGAUAAGGAAGGCUUCCUGCCAAUCACUUUGAUCGCUUCGUUUCAUCGAGUUCAAGCUCUUACCACAGAUGUUUCGCUUGUUAUCAACUCCAUAAUCGAAUCUGAUGAGCUUGAAAUGGUUGAUUCUUUCAAAGUUCGAACAGUUAAUGAUCCGUUGAAAUGGCUCAUCACUGAUGAAACUACAAAUCAAACAUUUUCUGACUCUUCAGAAUCCACUCAUGGUAUUGUUACUCCAUCAGAUACAGUAACUAAUCCAGAAAAAUCUGAGUUUUUACCCGCAGCAAGACCUUUAAUAAUGAUCCCAACACCACGAUUGCCUCGUCUACUUAAGUCUAUUGUGUCGCCUUCGAAAGUCAGCAAAUACGAGACUAGUAUUUUGCCUAUUGCGUCUGAGACUUUGAAUCCUGAAGUUCCUGAAUUUAUUCCGGUUUUGGCUACUCAAAAUAUCGCAUUAACGUCUUGUAGUAACGAAAAUAAACUCAGUGACAGUAAUGUUUUAAAAGAAAUAUCAAACAAAAAUAAUCUAUUAGUAAAAUGUGAUGAAUCGAAAUCUUCAUAUGAGGCUCUUUUCAAUGGAAGGGUUGAUACAAUAACUAAUGAUGUUUGGAAAGAAGUUAAAAAAAGAGUGAAACCACCAUCAAAGGGUAAGCCUGAAAAUAAAGAAAAAAAAGAAGAACGAGAAGAACUGGAUUUUCAAUUUGAUGAGGAACUUGAUACGCCUCCGCCCACUGGACGACACAAUGCCUUUUCAGAGUUAUCUGAAGAUGAAGAUGAUUGUGAGCUCUCUGAUCGUGAUAUUAGCAAACUGCUGAUUGUAACACAAAGUGCCAAUCUGUCCACCCGCCUUCCUAAACAUGAAGGCCAUGAUCGUACAGGUGGUUGGACAACUCGAGUUAAAAUGUCUCAAGAUUUAGAGCAAGCCAUCAACGAAGGUUUGGUCUACUAUGAAGAAGGUUUGUGGGGUGAUGAUAGUCGUUAUGGCUCAUCGUCAUCAAUUGGAAGCUACAAGACUGUUAAUGUAAUCAGUCAAGCAGCUUUUGAAAAAAUGGCGCCCAAACAACCGAAAAAAUCGAAUCCAGAAGUUCCACCACCUCCACCUGCUUCAGAUGAUGUGUCAAAUCUUUCUUAUUUAGAUGAAAAACGAGACAAAAAGUCUCGGAGUAAACGUCGUAGUAGACAAGGGCAAAUUUCGCGUUUCUUUGCUGUCUAUAAAGAUGAACCAGCUGUUGAUCCAAUGACUCCACGAAAACGCAAAACUCGUCAUAGUAAUAAUCCACCGAUUGAACAUCAUGUUGGAUGGAUUAUGGAUGUCAGAGAACAUAGGCAGCGUACUUAUUCUACGGGAAGUAGUACAGGAACGAGUCCUAACGAAGGGUAUCUUGCAAAUAGUUAUGGAAGUCAACCAUCUUCAUUACCUACCUUUCAGCAUCCAAGCCAUUCUCUCUUGAAAGAAAAUGGUUUUACACAGCAAGUAUACUACAAAUAUCAUUGGAGAUGUUUAAAAGAUCGAAGCCAAUUGGGUAUUGGACAGUCACAAGAAAUGAAUACACUUUUCCGUUUCUGGUCUUUUUUCUUAAGGGAAAACUUUAAUCGCAAUAUGUAUGAAGAAUUCAAAAGUCUUGCUAAAGAAGACGCUGUUGCUGGAUAUCGUUAUGGUCUUGAAUGUCUUUUCCGUUACUACAGUUAUGGCCUUGAAAAAAAAUUCAGACCACAAGUUUACAAAGACUUUGAAUCGGAGACGAUAAUCGAUUACGAGAAUGGUCAACUUUACGGGUUGGAAAAAUUUUGGGCGUUUAUGCGGUAUUAUAAACAUGCGGAUAAGUUGCAUGUUGAACCAGUACUUGAAGAAUACUUAUCUAAAUUUAGAAGUAUUGAAGAUUUUCGAGUUGUUGAGCCUCUUAAUGAAACUCGCCAGGAGUCAAGCAGCAAACUGCUCUCAUUAGCUGACAAGCGACGAAAUCGAAGUGUUUCAGAAAGUGAGCGUGAUAUAGGAUUAAUAUUGAGUCGAGUUAGAAGACUCUCAGGUGGUUCCAGCACAGUGACGUCAUCUGCUUUAACCUCAAAUCUUCAUAAACAACUAUCCUCGACUUCAAUUAACUUAGCACAAUGUCGCAAUCGGUCUGAUUCUUUUGGUUCAGGGCGUACUGCUCAUACCAACUCAAGACGUCGUAAUGAUUCAAACUCAUCUGUCGGUCGUGAUCACGUGAAACAGCAGCCAAGAUCUCGCCAUAAUUCUGGCUCAUUUACUAAGUUACAAGCGGUAUCUAAAUAAAAAAAACGAAAACUGUAAACUUAUUUUUUGCAACGAAUGCUAAAUAAUACGACUUCACUAUUGAAAUUUUCAAGCACUUUUAUACUUCAAAUUAAGUGACAGUUCAAUUGAUAAAAUCUAUAUAGGUUAUGAGAAAAUAAUUUAGUGUUGAAAAUUUUCUUUUUCUGCGAUUUUAAAGCAAGAACUGAGAAUUAAAGUCAUUAAUUACCUGGCGAGAAAUUAAACAUCUUUCAUUAUUUUUUUUCAAGUCUUCCAGUUCACAACUUUCUAAUAUUAAUAGUUCGGCAUAUAAGAAUUCGCCGGGUAGAAGAAAUAAUGUUGAUUUUGAAUGACGAUGUGUAUAAUUAAAAAUUCCAAAAACUUUUUUUUUGUUUAGCUCAUUGAAUGCUUAUUACCAGAAAAAUUAACUACUGCUUGGCAACGCAUAAGUAUAUAUAUAUAUCAUGAUUUUUCAAAUUCCAAAACAAGUUAACUUUUUUUUAGUUCUUUAAAAUUUAUUCUUAAAUAUAAUGUUUGAUUAUCGUAAGCAAAACAAAAUAAUUGUAAGUGAACCCCUGAAGCGUGGCUUAUCUGAUAUUUUUUUUUUUCUUUUUUAUACGUUGAACAUGCCCGUAUGUUUAGGUGCUUACAUUCAUAAAAACAAAUAACCCUUAAACAUAAAGAAUGUCAGUGCUGAGAAAUUAAAUAACAUAGAACAAAACUAUCGCUAACUUCACAUUCUUGCUUUUGUUAAAGUUCGUCUGACAAAUCUAUGUGAAUAAUAAAUAAAGUUUCUUUACAUAUUUAGGA
Molecule: messenger RNA, 5740 nt
Organism: Aphidius gifuensis
Lineage: Eukaryota; Metazoa; Arthropoda; Insecta; Hymenoptera; Braconidae
Gene: larp
Product: la-related protein 1B
Exons: 13
Coding region: 1151-4951 (1266 amino acids)
Biological process (GO): mRNA stabilization; positive regulation of translation
Cellular component (GO): cytoplasmic stress granule; cytosol
Molecular function (GO): RNA cap binding
Source: RefSeq, a predicted model, not a curated record